Anthonomus grandis grandis is the source of this 1192-nucleotide messenger RNA. Its product is annotated as venom acid phosphatase Acph-1-like. Bases 62 to 1162 code for a protein of 366 amino acids. The record is from RefSeq and is a predicted model, not a curated record. NCBI's taxonomy places the organism in Eukaryota, Metazoa, Arthropoda, Insecta, Coleoptera, Curculionidae. Gene Ontology annotation, biological process: dephosphorylation. The transcript has 7 exons. Gene Ontology annotation, molecular function: phosphatase activity.
AAUGAUAACGGGAAAUAUAUAGAAUCAAAAUCCAACAAAAUUACCAAUACUAGCUUUAACCAUGCUUUUGAAAACAUUAUUCAUUUUGUGUCUCGUAUCACUCGUAAAAUCAUCAACCGAUGAUAGUAAUAAUUCCUUGGUUCUAGUACAUACACUAUUUAGACAUGGAAACCGAACAAUUGAGGAUAACAUCUAUGAUACAAACCCUUAUGGGGAUGAGUCUUUUUACGCCCCUUAUGGAUACAAUCAGCUAACAAAGGAAGGAAAACGUACUGAAUUUAAAAUUGGAAAAGCACUUAGAGAACGCUAUGAUAAUCUGCUAGGAUCAGAGUAUAAUAUUAACUUAAUAGAUGCAAGAAGUACUGUUGCAAAUAGAACAAAAAUGUCUUUGUUGUUAGUACUAGCCAGCUUAUAUCCUCCUUCUGGUGAAUUGAUUUGGAACGAUCAGCUUAACUGGCAACCUAUUCCAUAUAAUACGUUUGAUGUUGAUAAGGAAAUCUAUGGAAGAAAAGUUUGCAUAAAUUACAAAAAAGCUUACAAGAAAUUAGUGAAGACAGAUGAGAUUUUGUCUACCCUAAAGCCUUAUCAAGAAAUGUUUGAUUACCUUACUGAAAAAACUGGUAAGAAAAUUCAAAAGGCUAAGAAGGCUGCUGACCUUUAUUUAGAAUUAAUUACACAGGCAGCCUAUGGUUAUCCUCUGGAAGACUGGACCAGCAAAUACAUGGACCAAAUGUAUAACAUUACAAUAUACAACUAUCAUUUAUUGGCUUACACAAAAAAAUUAAAACGUCUUUCCGCUGGUUAUCUUUUAAAGAAAAUCAUAGCAGACUCAGAGACUAUUAUAACUAACCCAAAAUCACCCUCAAAAAUGUAUUUGUAUUCAGCACACGAGAAAAACAUUGCCAACUUAUUAGUGACUUUAAACCUGUUCGACGAUAUGAUUCCAACGUUCGGAAGUUAUGUACUAAUCGAAUUACACCUGAUUGAUAACGUUUAUGGAUUUAAGUUCUUUUAUCAAAACUACAGGAAAGAAGAGCCAGUGCUACUUACAAUUCCUGGAUGCGACGAAUUCUGCCCCAUUGCUACUUUUAAGGAACUCGUUUCGGACUAUUUGCCUGCUGAUAGUUAUUGUGAAGUUGGUAGUGACGAUGAUGAUGAUUAGAAUAAUAAAUUCUUUUAAAAAAUAAAUGAA